Molecule: messenger RNA, 972 nt
Organism: Drosophila novamexicana
Lineage: Eukaryota; Metazoa; Arthropoda; Insecta; Diptera; Drosophilidae
Exons: 2
Coding region: 1-852 (283 amino acids)
Source: RefSeq, a predicted model, not a curated record
AUGCGUGCCAGGCCAUCUUUACGGCCACCUCCAUCACAUCCUAGCCAGUACAACCAGCCCGUAAAUAUCUGUCAGAUACCGCCGGAACAUUUGAGUUACGAUUGUGGCAGCAUUUUAAUUGCCAGCGCGGCCAUUUACGAAUUUAUGCCGCUCAAAGAUAUUUGCUUAGACAACCGACUGUCAAGCUGUCAGAAUGAAUGCGCAGAGUCAACUCAUCCACUGCGGCUGGCUGCUGGUAUUGCUAUCGCCGGUAAGUUUCCAAUCAAAUCGAGUGUAAGAGAAGGAUUCCUCACUUGGCAACUGCUGCUGCUUCAGCUCACCCUGGUAGCCUGCUACGGAGAUCUCAGUCGCAGCCGCUUGACGGCCCAGGCGGAGCACAAUUUGGCUGCCAUUACGAAGCAUGCCAUGGUUCAGGCCACAGAGCUGGUAGACAGUGUGGUCGAUGAUCUGCUCGUUCUGGACUCACAGAAUCCCAUAAUACUCAGCUAUCUGAGCAACUUCGAGGCGUUUCUUGUCACUGGCGACAACCACACAAAGGAAGCGCUGCAAUCCUUCUAUAACAUUGUGGGCGUGUAUCUGGAUGCAGAUGUCGCCGAGAAGACGACGAGCAUUGAGAUCCAAUUAAUUGCCAUGUGUCUGCAGCGCACUGGCUUUGAUAGAUGGAAGCGCACGAUCCAGAUGCGAUCUACCCAAUUACUUAAAUCCUUUAGCAAGAAGCUCAAAAAGUACAUGGACACCCUGGACCCGGAGGAGCGUUUGGGCUUGGAGCUGAGAUGGAAACGCGUUAUAUCACGCGGCGGUCAAAGGAAACUGGAAAAGUUCCGAGAUUUUGUUACUUGGCUGGCGAGAUAAUCCAACUGAAUAUUUACACAGUUCUCAUAUUAAACUUAAUUUAUUUCUAGAAAUAGAAAAUAUAUUUCCCGGAUUCCUAUAAAACACAAUCCAUUUAUUGCAUUAUGGGAUCUGUGUGAC